AUUUUACGCAUUUUUGAUAGAAUUAUUUACUUGUACAUCCUUGUGCCGUUACGUUUCGGAAACUCACCUAAACUAUGCUAUAGCGAUUUGUCUGCUACAAAGAAACAGUUUACUAAAUAACAAAACUACUUAGGCAUCCCUGGAUUAAUACAGGUAUUAGAAAGUGCACCGUACACAAGCGACACCUGAAACUGUACUGCCUGUUGCGUCAGAGACACGCGUGAUCUGCGUGUCCUGGAUGUUUGCUGUCGGUAAAGGAAAUCAGCUGUUUAGAGUUUCCGAAACUGUGUUCCACGGUUUGACUUCAGUUUGUAUACGAAAAGCAAUGGAUUACGCAAAGUUCGCUUUGCCAUCACGAUAUCACGGAUCAGAAAAAAGCGUUUGGGUCGAAUAUAUACAGCUUGCACUUGAGCACAAACCACUGAACCUAGGACAAGGUUUUCCAGAUUUCGCCGCCCCAGACUAUGUGACGAAAGCUUUAUCAGAUGCAGCUCUAAGUGACAAUGUAUUAUUAAACCAGUACACAAGAGGAUUUGGACAUCCACGUCUAAUAAGUGCUCUCAGCAGACUGUAUUCAAAGUUAAUUGGAAGAAGUAUUGAUGCUCAGAGUGAAAUUCUUGUUACCUGUGGAGCAUACGAAGCAUUGUUUGCUUCUAUACUUGGCCACACAAACCCUGGUGAUGAAGUUAUAAUUAUUGAACCAUAUUUUGACUGCUAUGUGCCAAUGGUGCGUGCAGGAGGUGGUGUACCACGCUUCAUUCCUCUUAGGCCGAAAAAAGCUGAGGGUACAGUCAGCUCCUCUGAUUGGGUGCUGGAUGAAAAAGAACUGGAGGGCCUGUUCAAUAGCAAAACUAAAGCAAUAAUAUUAAACACUCCUAAUAACCCUGUUGGAAAGGUCUUCAAUCAGAGAGAACUGGAACUUAUUGCCCAACUGUGCAAGAAAUGGAAUGUUUUAUGCAUUUCUGAUGAAGUUUAUGAGUGGCUUGUCUACAAACCAAAUAAACAUAUACGAAUUGCAUCACUUCCGGGUAUGUGGGAACGAACAAUUACUAUUGGUUCAGCUGGAAAAACUUUUAGCGUUACUGGCUGGAAAAUUGGAUGGGCAUAUGGUCCAGCCCCACUUAUGAAAAAUCUCCAAGCAGUCCAUCAGAACAGUGUAUACACUUGCUCAACACCACUGCAGGAAGCAGUAGCAAAAGGAUUUGAAAUAGAAAUUGAACGAAUGGGAUCACCUGAGUGUUACUUUGAAAGUCUUGCUGCUGAGCUUGUAGCAAAGAGAGACUAUAUGGCAAAGUUCCUGUCUGAAGUUGGUAUGAAUCCAACUAUUCCAGAAGGAGGAUACUUCAUGAUUGCUGACUGGUCACCCUUGGAGUCUAAAGUCAAUUUAAAUGAUGAAACUGAUAAAUAUAAGGAUUAUCGUUUCACCAAAUGGAUGACGAAAAAUGUUAAGCUUCAAGGAAUACCACCAUCUGCAUUCUAUUCUGAUGAACACAAGAACCUGGUUGAAAACUUUGUUCGUUACUGUUUCAUUAAGAAAGAUGAAAACCUGCAGAAAGCACAUACUAUUCUGAAAAACUGGAAGAAAUAGUAAUCCUGGUGAACUGAAACAUUAAUUUAAACUGCUUGCUCUUUGGAGUCAUGUCUAAAGUAAAUGCCUGACAGAGGCGAUGUUAUACCUGCUUGGUGCUGUCUCCUGUAAAUUGCAAUCUCUUUUUCUAUUUGUUCCUAUUAAAAAUUUAUAUUGUAAGAUAUACAUGUACUGAAAUAUGAAAAAGGAACAGAUAAAAAAUUCACUUGUAAGCGAAUAAAUUAUUUUAUGAUAAUAA
Schistocerca serialis cubense is the source of this 1826-nucleotide messenger RNA. It is a transcript of the gene Kyat, whose product is annotated as kynurenine aminotransferase. Bases 239 to 1588 code for a protein of 449 amino acids. Gene Ontology annotation, molecular function: pyridoxal phosphate binding; L-kynurenine:2-oxoglutarate transaminase activity. NCBI's taxonomy places the organism in Eukaryota, Metazoa, Arthropoda, Insecta, Orthoptera, Acrididae. Gene Ontology annotation, biological process: biosynthetic process. Gene Ontology annotation, cellular component: mitochondrion; cytoplasm. The transcript is spliced from 9 exons. The record is from RefSeq and is a predicted model, not a curated record.